This is a messenger RNA of Microtus ochrogaster (prairie vole), 3187 nucleotides long. It is a transcript of the gene Fam114a1, whose product is annotated as family with sequence similarity 114 member A1. NCBI's taxonomy places the organism in Eukaryota, Metazoa, Chordata, Mammalia, Rodentia, Cricetidae. The record is from RefSeq and is a predicted model, not a curated record.
ACCCGGGGCUCCGGCGCGCACUCGGCGGCCAAGCGAUAUUAAAAUGUCUGAUGAUGCCAAUGACAUCAUAGCCAAUGAAGUCAGAGAAGAUGCUGCGGGGAUGCCCCGGGGUGACUCCCCAGCUGAAGAUGGAGAAGUGCGGUGUGGUCCAGCUACGACUUCAGAUGAGCCAGUGCCAGCUGACCACACUGGAGAGCAGCACGAGACCACAGCUGCAUGUGCAGAGACUGCCCCUACAGGGCUUCUAAAGCAGGCCAAGAUCAGUGAUGCCGAGGAGGCCCCCCUCAAUGGAGAAGUGACCGAGGAUAUGCUGGCUGAGUGCAUUGAUUCUGUCAGCCUCGAGGGAGAUACUGGAUCUGACAUUCCUCUGAAAGAACAGAACGAUGUGGCUGUGGACUCUCCACCACGGGCAGGAGGAUGGGCAGGCUGGGGAUCCUGGGGGAAAUCUCUGCUUUCAUCUGCAUCAGCCACAGUAGGUCAUGGAUUAACAGCAGUCAAAGAAAAGGCUGGGGCAACCCUACGAAUCCACAGUGCCAAUUCCAGGUCUCCUGAAGGGGUCCCAACUGCUGCCGACCAUGGACUCUCUGAAAAUGUGACUCCAGAUCAGGACCCUGCCGGAGGCCCCCACACUUCUCCUCCACCAGGGGCAGCAGGGUCGAGGGGCAUGCUGUCAGCCCUCACCAACGCGGUUCAAAACACUGGCAAAAGUGUCUUAAGCGGAGGUCUGGAUGCUCUGGAAUUCAUUGGAAAGAAAACCAUGAAUGUCCUCGCAGAAAGUGACCCAGGGUUUAAGCGCACCAAGACGCUGAUGGAGAGAACCGUUUCCUUGUCCCAGAUGCUGAGAGAGGCCAAGGAGAAGGAGAAGCAGAGGCUGGCCCAGCAGCUCACAGUGGAGAGGACUGCACACUACGGGUUGCUUUUCGAUGAAUAUCAAGGUUUGUCACACCUGGAAGCCUUGGAAAUUCUGUCCAAUGAGAGUGAGAGCAAGGUUCAGUCAUUCUUAGCAUCGCUGGAUGGAGAGAAGCUAGAACUCUUGAAAAAUGACCUAAUUUCUAUCAAAGACAUCUUUGUAGCCAAAGAAUCAGAGAGUGAAGCAAGUCCAGAAGAACAAGGCCUAGAAGAAAAGGGCGAAGAAUUUGCUAGCAUGCUUACGGAACUCCUGUUCGAAUUACACGUCGCCGCCACACCUGACAAACUCAAUAAGGCCAUGAAGAAAGCUCAUGACUGGGUGGAAGAGGAUCAAAGCCUGGUGUCAAUAGAUGUGACCAAAAGACCAGAGGAAGAAGAGAAGAAGGAAGAAAAGGAAGAGCGAGGCAAAGAACCCGAAGAAGACAGAACGGAGGGAAAAGGAACUAAGACUAUAGAGGAAGUGUACAUGUUAUCCAUUGAAAGUCUGGCUGAAGUAACUGCACGCUGUAUUGAGCAACUUCAUAAAGUUGCAGAGUUAAUUCUUCAUGGACAAGAAGAGGAAAAACCAGCUCAGGACCAAGCAAAAGUUCUGAUAAAAUUGACCACAGCAAUGUGCAAUGAAGUAGCCUCCUUAUCGAAGAAGUUUACAAAUUCUCUAACCACUGUUGGGAGCAACAAGAAGGCUGAAGUCCUUAACCCCAUGAUCAAUAGUGUGUUUUUAGAGGGCCACAAUAGCACCACAUACAUCCAGGACGCCCUCCAGCUGCUGCUCCCGGUAUUGCAGGUCUCCCACAUCCACACCAGCUGUUCGAAGGUGGAAACCCAGCCAGACUCCAGCUAGUUCGUGGGUAGGCCAAGCCUCUUCACUACACACCUUUUAAAGGCGAUGAUCUUCAAAGUCACAGGCAGGACCACUCAUCUGAGGACACUACAAGCAAUUUUGCACACUUUUGCAGAUACAGAGGGUUAACUUUCCCCUUAAUGUAUAUUGUUGUUGUUUUAUCAAUACUUGUAUUUUCUUUAUAUUAACUUAAACUUAUACUUGUUAUAUUGAAAUUUUUCUUUAAUUUUCAGUUCCUUCACAAAUAUGUGUUUUCCUAGUCAAACAUGCUUUAUGUAGAAGUUCAUAGGAAGACCCUAGAUUUUUGUUUGUCUUUGAAAUGUCUACCUUUAAAUGCCCUAUUUUUCUAAAACAUGCCUUUAAGUCAGUUCUUAUACUGAACUUCAUUUUGUUGCAUAAAUACCACAAGCAAAAAUAACACUACUUAUUUGGUUUUUUAAAAGGGCAUGAAUAUAUUUUUGUGGUCCUUCGUUUUGUGACAAGAUUUACUGAGCACCUACUAUGUGUAUUCCAUAAAGGAUGUGACCUCGCUCCAAUAGACAUGUUCUGAAAGAUGAUUUAUAAUAACCCUUGACAUAUUCAAAGAUAUUAAGAUGUUUUCUAAACCUUAAAAUACUUGAAGAACCAAGUAAACUGGUAGUUACUUAAAAUGUGCUACCCUUCAAUUUAUUACAGUUUUUCAACCUCUUUGAACUUCUUUUAAAUACCAAAAUUACCUGUAGGGUAAAAAUAUGUAUGAAAAGAUAUUUAUUUUUGAGACAGGAUCUCACUAUGUAGAUGGCUAGCCAGGAACUCUUUAUGUAGACCAGGCUGGCCUCAGAUUCACUAGGAUCUGCCAGCCUCUGCCUCCCAGGUACUGGGGUUAAAGGUGUGCACAACCACACCUGCCUGGCCUGAAGACGUAUUUUAGUUUAGGGUAUGCGGUGGCAAAAUUAGAAAGCUUGAAUGUAUUUCAGUAGAAAAUUAAAGCGGUUUUAGCAUAGUAGAAGCCCAGACCUGCAUUCCAAAACUACCCACUAAAACUGUGGUGGCAAGGGUAGAAAAUACCGAUGUGUGCUGGUAUAUUGGUUCAGGGAGAUGCCUCGAAGAUCUUGCAGCCAGCAGUAGCAAUGCCGCACCUGUUCUUGGCAGGUUGGGAGUCUGUGGCAUGCUUCUGUUCCAGACCCUCACUGACAUUCAUACCAGCAGUGUCCAAAAUAGUCAUGCCCAGUGGCUCUCCCAAGCAAAUGAUGCGUGGAGUCUCAAAAGGGAGAAAGUCCCUUUGCCUUUCUUUCUGUGAUAGAAUCAACUCUCCCUGUUCCCUACAGGUCAAGUCUGAAGUCUCUGCAGCAUUUUUGUGUGUCCCUAUUUUGUUUCUCAGCUGUUUGUCACCUGAAACAACCAAAUAAAAACGGAAGGACAAUUUAUUUGCGACCUAGAAAAAAUAAAGUUCUCUUA